Talaromyces atroroseus is the source of this 1452-nucleotide messenger RNA. RefSeq lists its product as hypothetical. The record is from RefSeq and is a predicted model, not a curated record. NCBI's taxonomy places the organism in Eukaryota, Fungi, Ascomycota, Eurotiomycetes, Eurotiales, Trichocomaceae. The transcript has a single exon. Gene Ontology annotation, molecular function: mannosyltransferase activity. The coding region runs from base 1 to 1452 and encodes 483 amino acids. Gene Ontology annotation, cellular component: endoplasmic reticulum.
AUGAUCGAGCAGGCCAUCAGCAUCGCUUUUUGGCUGUCGAGCCUGCUGACGGUUAUUAUUGUUGCUUUGCCGUCACAGUAUAUCCCACAGUCGGCACGAGGUGAUAAUCGCAAGGAGAAAGUCACGGCCCAAAUCCUAGUUCUGGGAGAUAUUGGACGCAGCCCGCGAAUGCAAUACCAUGCAUUGAGCAUCGCUCGCCAUGGAGGCCACGUUGAAAUAAUUGGAUAUCAUGGUAAGCAAUUGGCAGUGUUCUCUUUCUUAGGUGGACGGGACAUAAUCACCAUGCUAACCCCGGCGGUGUUUCUAGAAUCCGAUCCUCACCCCGAAAUCACGUCCAAUGCGAAUAUUUCAGUUGUGCCUCUUCCUCCGCAUCCUGCUAUUCUGCAAACAAACAACAAAUUCCUCUUCCUCGCACUCGGCCCUCUCAAAGUUCUAUUUCAAAUUGCAAGCUUGUGGCUUUGCCUUGCAUACCGUACAAGGCCGGCGAAAUACUUGCUUGUUCAAAAUCCUCCAUCGAUCCCGAGUCUCGCACUCUCUUCCAUUGUUUGCUACCUCCGACAAACAAGACUCAUAAUCGACUGGCACAAUUUUGGCUAUUCGAUUCUUGCCCUAAAAUUAGGUAACCAGCACCCGUUAGUUGUGAUAUCAAGAUGGUACGAGAAAUUCUUUUGUGGUGGGGCAUUUGCGCAUUUCUGCGUGACAAACGCGAUGGCUCGCAUCCUGAAAGAUGAGUUUGGAAUAACCGGAAGUCCAAUUUUCCCCUUGCACGAUAGACCGGCCAGGCAUUUUAAGCCAGUCUUAGAUGAGGAAGAGAGAACACAGUUCCUACAGUCUCUGCCAGAGUCAACGGCACAUGGAGCCGAGCUGGCGAAUGGUGAUAUUCGUGUCCUUGUCAGUUCGACGUCUUGGACCUCUGACGAAGACUUCUCAGUUUUGAUUGAUGCCCUAUGUCGGUAUUCAAAAAUUGCAUCGGCUGAAAAUCCUGCUUUACCGAAGAUAUUGGCAAUAAUUACCGGCAAAGGACCACAGAAGGAGAUGUAUCUAAAUGAAAUUUCCAAUCGUGAACACGCCGGAAAACUGCAGAAGGUGACAAUUAAAACAGCCUGGCUUAGUACACUUGAUUAUGCAAAACUCCUGGGUUGCGCAUCAUUGGGCGUCAGCUUGCAUACAAGCAGCAGUGGCGUUGAUCUACCUAUGAAAGUCGUCGACAUGUUUGGAGCCGGGUUGCCAGUUGUUGGCUGGAAUCGUUUCGAAGCCUGGCCUGAGCUAGUCACCGAAGGCACAAACGGGCGGGGAUUCGGUAGUGCAGAGGAACUGACCUCUCACCUUACGGACCUGUUCGGAAAUCCCGCCAAGCUGGAGAUCUUGAGAAAAGGUGCUCAGAAGGAGAGCCUACGAAGAUGGGACCAAGAGUGGGAUCCUGUUGCAGGCAGGCUACUCCAAUUGGUUUAG